AUGCAAUGUUCGUGUGGAGUGAUGGCCUCUCGGAAUGUCGUGAAAAAACAAGGACCCAACCAAGGAAGAGUCUUCUUUUCGUGUGCAAGUCGUAGUUGUAAAUUUUUCAAGUGGGGAAGUAGUGGUUCGGAAGAUGCUGCUGUUGUUGCCUCUACUCAGAAAGAUUCAUCAUCAAGCAGUCAGGAAUUCAAUAGUAAUUCGAAUAAUAAUAUUAAUAAUAAUAAUAAUAUUCACACAAGACAAAAAUUUCAACCUCCUCCGAGAAACACGAGUGCGGAGUCAUCAUCACAGCAACACGUAGAUAAAAUAAGGAAUUCAAAUACUACUUCAGGGUCUUUUGGACUCACAAUACCAAAAUGCAAACAUGGCCUGGAUGCAAUUUUGUUAAAAGUUAAAAAGGAAGGACCGAAUCAGAAUAAGUUGUUUUGGUCUUGUACGGAGCAAAAUGAUUCUUGUAAAUUUUUUGAGUGGUUUAAGGGAAAUCAUUCUGAUUAUGAACAUUUAAUUAAUGUUAAUCCAAACAAGAAAAAGAAUAGUUCAUCAAGUCUAGAUGAAACAGAUCCAAAGAAAUCAAAGAAAAAAAUUGAAAUGGAAAUUUGUACACUAGAGAUGAAUGACAACAACGAAUUAUCAAUGAGACAAUUUGACACAGACAAUACUAUUGAUGAAGAAAUACUGUCUAAACAUAUGAAAAACUCAAUUGCCCUUAGACUCAUUGUACCAAUAACUGAUUGUUUAACACUUAAAACAAUUCUAUCUCAAUACAAGUGCCUAAACGACAAAGAAGAAAAAGAAGAGGAUGAAGAGUCCAAUGCUAGAGUAGCCAAUCUAUUUUAUGAAUACUCGAAUUACAACUCAAUUUUGAAAACUCUCAAGAACUCAAAUGAAAUAUCAUCAAAGUACAAUGUUAUUGAGAUACCUUCCUUUGUACAAAAUCUGAUAGAAAAGUACCAAAAUUUGGCCAAACAAAAUAGUUCCAUGGAUGUGUGGAAUAGAAUACCUCAAAAACUUCAAGACUCUUUGCUUCCAUUUCAGAAAACAGGUGUAGAAUUUGGAAUCAAACGACAAGGAAGAAUAAUGAUUGCAGAUGAGAUGGGUCUUGGAAAAACUAUCCAGUGUAUUGCAAUUGCAUGUCAUUUUUCGAAUGACUGGCCGCUUUGGAUUGUUUGUCCCGGCUCAUUAAAGGCAAACUGGAAAAAAGAAAUUCUCAAGUGGAUUGGAGGAAAUACUUUGUAUAUUAAUGGAAGCAAUGAAUUGAUAACAAGUAGUCAAAUUAAUGUUAUUGACACCUCUAACCAAAUUGAUGACGGAACAUCACUUAUUAAUAUCAUUUCUUAUGAUUUACUUGCCAAAGACAAUGUUAUAUCUGUGGUUGAAAAUGAGUUUAAGGAAAACAAAACUGGAAUGAUCAUUUGCGACGAAUCUCACCUGUUGAAAAGUUUAUCAAGCAAGCGUUCACAAAAUCUUGUACCCUUGAUCGAGAGAGCAAAAAGAGUGAUUUUAGCGAGUGGUACAAGCUGCAUGUCUAGACCCAUUGAGCUUUAUUCACAAAUUAAGGCAAUUUUACCUGAUCACAAAAUUACCAAGUUGGACUUUGGUUAUAGAUAUUGUGGUCUCCAUCAACAGCCAAGAAAUGAUUCAGAUUAUAAGGGAUCAAGCCGACUUUCAGAGCUAUUUUGUCUCCUUGUCAACACCAUCAUGAUACGAAGAUUAAAGAGGGACGUCCUUGGCGAUUUGCCACCAAAGAAAAGAUCGAAAUAUUAUUUGCAAGUCAAGGAAGAGUAUUUAAAGAAGCUCAACUCUAUUGGAGAAUCAAGUGGACAACAAAAGAAACACUCAUAUUUUGGAGGUGAUUGGCAAAAGCUUCAGCGAGAUAGAGAUAUAGUUGCAAAGUAUAUGAAAACCGCCGAGGCGAAAAUAGAUGGAAUCAAGCAAUACCUUAGAAAAUUAAUUCCAAGACGAGAGAAGUUUUUGAUUUUUGCACAUCAUCGAUGCGUGAUGGACGCCAUCGAAGAGACUGUUAAAUCAGAGCUUGCAAAAUUGACCAAGACAUUUUCAUCUCGAGUUAGUGAUGAUAUUUUAGAUGCUGAUCCUUUUAAAGCAAGCAAUAGUUCUCAAACAAAGAAAUCUAGUUUUGAUGAUGACAUUGAUGUUGAUUUACAGGAUGAAGGCAUAUCGUUUGAUUAUAUUAGAAUCGAUGGAGACACAAAAGAUAGAGAAGCAUUAACUCAUCAUUUUCGGUCUACUGACAAUUGUCUUGUUGCCAUUCUAUCAAUGAAUGUUGCUGGGUGUGGUCUGAAUUUUGUUCCUUGUAGUCAUGUUGUAUUCGCAGAACUAAGUUGGAACCCUGCCUUAUUGAACCAAUGUGAGGAUAGAUGUCACAGAAUCGGUCAGAGAGGAGCAUUUGUUGACAUUACUUACCUAUUAGCAAAAAAGACAUUGGAUGAUUUUAUGUGGAACUUAUUGACAAAGAAGGCAGACAUUACAGAUCUAGCUCUGAACGGACAAAAAGAGGAGAAAUCGAAUCACUUGACAAGAAGCGUUGAAGACAUUACUACUCCAAAGAAAAAGCCGCUUUCUUUUGGUAGUGGCUCAAUUGAGAAGUAUCUCAACAAACCCUCCCCCGCAACCUGCACAUCCUCAGAGUCAACCACUUCUACUUCACCGAGCAGUACUCCACCGCAUCCAUCUAACAGUCAUGACACCGAUGAUGACGUGGUUGAAAUUGAUUUGAAUCAUACUGUUCCUAUCGCACAACAAUCGAAAAGCAAAGUGCCUUCAUCAAAACGUCCACCCUCUACCUCUCCUUCCAAUAACAACAACAGCCCCAAAUCAAAGACACAACCUUCUUCCAAAAAGAAGAAACAUUCGUUUCCUCAACAGAAAAACACUCUCUUUUCAUAUUAUGGUGUUAGUAGUAAGUGUGACGACUCUGAAUAA
Molecule: messenger RNA, 2940 nt
Organism: Naegleria fowleri
Lineage: Eukaryota; Heterolobosea; Eutetramitea; Acrasida; Naegleriidae
Exons: 2
Coding region: 1-2940 (979 amino acids)
Biological process (GO): replication fork processing; DNA repair
Cellular component (GO): nuclear replication fork
Molecular function (GO): ATP-dependent chromatin remodeler activity; zinc ion binding; ATP binding
Source: RefSeq, a predicted model, not a curated record